Molecule: messenger RNA, 2252 nt
Organism: Perca flavescens (yellow perch)
Lineage: Eukaryota; Metazoa; Chordata; Actinopteri; Perciformes; Percidae
Gene: magt1
Product: magnesium transporter 1
Exons: 10
Coding region: 85-1071 (328 amino acids)
Cellular component (GO): oligosaccharyltransferase complex
Source: RefSeq, a predicted model, not a curated record
GAAGAAGAAGAAAAAAUAAUAUUGAUUGGCUAGAGGUGACCAAUAGAAAGCUGUGGUCGGCAGCAGUGUAAGCAGCGUUGCAGAAUGUUUGUAAAACUUCUAAUCUGGCUAUUUCUCGUUAUUAUUUUCUACCAUGACCCUGCUGACGCACAGAAGAAAAAAGAGACUCUGCUGUCAGAGAAGUUGACUCAGAUGAUGGAGUGGGCCUCCAAGCGUUCAGUUAUCAGGAUGAAUGGAGAUAAGUUUCGUCGCUUUGUCAAGGCUCCUCCCAGAAACUACUCGGUGGUCAUCAUGUUUACGGCACUGCAGCCACAGAGACAGUGUGGGGUCUGCAGACAAGCUGAUGAGGAGUUCCAGGUGCUGGCUAACUCUUGGCGUUAUUCCUCUGCCUUUACUAACAAAGUCUUCUUUGCAUCUGUCGAUUUUGAUGAAGGAUCAGAUGUCUUUCAGAUGCUUAGUAUGAAUUCUGCUCCGACAUUUCUCCACUUCCCAUCCAAAGGGAAACCUCGCAGGUCUGAUACCUAUGAGCUGCAGGUUAGAGGCUUUGCAGCUGAGCAGCUGGCUAGAUGGGUGGCAGAUAGAACUGAUGUACAGAUCCGUGUCAUUCGUCCUCCAAACUAUGCAGGGCCACUCCUGCUGGGCUUCCUCCUGGCUGUGAUUGGAGGACUGGCAUAUCUGCGAAGACACAAUUUGGAGUUUCUCUUUAACAAGAAUGUCUGGGCCUUCUCUGCACUGUGCUUUGUCCUGAUCAUGACUUCAGGCCAGAUGUGGAACCACAUUAGAGGACCACCUUAUGCGCACAAGAACCCCAGCACUGGACAAGUUAGUUACAUCCAUGGCAGCAGUCAGGCCCAGUUUGUGGCUGAGACACACAUCGUCCUACUCUUCAAUGCUGCUGUUACCAUGGGAAUGGUGCUGCUGUGUGAGGCCGCUACCUCUGACAUGGACAUUGGAAAGAGGAAAAUUAUGUGUGUAGCAGGUAUUGGUCUGGUGAUGCUGUUCUUUAGCUGGCUGCUGUCCAUUUUCAGAGCAAAGUACCAUGGAUAUCCAUACAGCUUCCUGAUGGGUUAGAGCUGACCCCUCCAACUUCACACCAAGUAUGAACAGGAAGUUCCCCAAAGUGCUGUCAACAAGCAGGGUGCUGUCCAUGACAAUGCCACAUUUCUGUUUGCUAAGCCAUGGCUUGUCUUCUAAUCUGUUGAGCCAAAAGUGUGUGUCAACACAUACACACACACACAGUGCCUUUAUAAAGACUUAUCAAGCAAACAGAGCCAUCACUAGUAUGCAUUCUAAACUGUCUUGUGCCAAAAUGUGUUUUCUAGAUUCAAAUUUGGGAAUAGUUUUUCAGUCUCCUAGUGGACACAAAUUUCAGUCUGUAUCUUUAUUUUUUAAACAGGCCAUUAAAUCUGUUGUGUUUGUUUGUUGCUGAACUUGAACCAGGAUAUGACAUUUUUGGAGAACAAAGUGCAAAGUUCAGGCAUCCAGAGUUUCUGGAAAUAAGUCUUUUUAGUAACAUCUUAUACGGGUCUUGUAAUAGCUUAAUAAUGUCCUAGGAAGUUUUCUGGAAAGACAAUUUGGUACUACAUGUAGGGAAAUGUUUUUCUGUAAUAGUAGACUACUCUUGUAUCCACUUAACAGAUUUAAACAGGUCCUCUAUACGUAGAAAAAAAUAGGCUUGGCCAGAGUUGAAAAGCAAUUGUUGAUUGCAGAUAUCCAUUUAUACCCAAUUUAAUAUGUAUUUAUUACUGGAAAAAUAAUUCUCCAUAUAUGUUGAAUUGUAUGCUUGCCUGUGCCUGUGACCCAUAUUUUACAUGUUUUCAUGUUCAGCUGAGCUGUGCUCUGAAUACAUGACAAGGUUAUACCAGAUAUUGAUAAUCAUAUAUACCAAUUGAACACUGUCCAUUUUCUAUUGUUUAAUGGGUCCAAAUUACAUUUUUCUUACGAGGACCCUUUCUAGGUAUUUACAGUUCAGUUUGUUUCUUGGCGGUGAUUGGCUAGUUACAUCACUGCAACGUGACACAGGUGCGGAAAACAAUAGGAUACGGUUCUAUUUUCCACUUGAAAGCAGAAGUUAAUUUCACUUAAAUAUUCUGAAUCAUGAAUUAAAUGUGUAUUGUGCGCAUGGUUGAAUUAACUGUGAAAUUAGUCCCGGGGCAAAAAUGAGCUGAUUAGUCCUCAUUAACACCCAUUGCUCUUGACUAAAUAUGCAGUGUGAACCAUGGUAAUUUCAUUAAAAACAUUAACAAACUGUG